GGUUAGGGUUUAACCAUAAACCACCAAAGAGGCUAAAACCAUUUCCAUCGUUUCACUCACCUCCUUCAACCACACUCUGUAAUGGCGGCCUUCAACCACUGCAAAGACCUCCGCGACAUCGCCUUGAAGCCUCGCUUGCUUCGCGCUGUCCAAGAACAACUACCGGAUGAAACCCGCCCGCUUCGUGACGCAUCUGAAGUCUCCUCCAUUGUUUCCACUCUCAAAAUCCAUAGCCUUCUCUGCGAAGAAUUCCCCCCUAAAACUGUCCAAAAGCAUGUUUCUGAUUGGAAUUCCUCUUUCGAUAGUUGGGUUGAUCGGAUUUUGAUGCUUUGUCGAAGCGAUAUGCCAGAUAAAAGCUGGGCUGGAGUGUGCUUGCUUGGAGUGACUAUUGUGGAAUGCAGCUCUGCACGCUUCCUGUAUUCAUACUCAAAAUGGUUUACUGUGCUCCUAUCACAUAUUCAGCCAUCUGGUGGAUCUUCACAAUUUGUCAAGGUAGCUUCAUGCGCUGCUGUGUCAGAUCUGCUAACGAGGCUUGGUGGAUUCUCACACCUAAAGAAGGAUGGGAACUCUUAUGCGGGAAAACUUGUCCAGCCAAUUUUGAAGAUGUUCAGUGAGGAUGUACCUGAAGCCGUGUUGGAUGUAGCAGCUCAUUUGUUGCUGACCAUCUUAAAUAAUUUCCCUCCUUCAGUUCAUCGCCAUCAUGAUAACGCUGAAGAUGUUAUUGUGUCAAAAAUCAUGUCUGCUAACUGCAAUGCCAACGUGUUGAAGAAACUAUCGAAUUGCUUAGCUUCGCUUCCUAAAUCGAAGGGAGAUGAGGGUAGCUGGUCUUUGAUGAUGCAAAAGAUUUUACUAACUCUGAGUGAUCUUCUGAAUAGCACUUUAGAAGGCCUUGAAGAAGAAACAAGACGUGUAGAGGCUGUUACAUUAUUGGUUCUGCCAGGAAAAGACCGUCCAUUGUCCUUGGGGGGAAAAGUGAUGGCAGGAAAGGCAUUAAACAGUGGAGAGAGGUCCCAGAAAAUGCUAAUAUCAUCCAUUUCUUCACUUGUGCAGUGUUGCUGCAUCAUGCUCACGAACUAUUAUCCUGUUCAGGUAACAGUCCCAGUUUGCCCAUUAUUGGCCAUAAUCAGAAGGGUGUUGAUGGUCAAUGGGUCUUUGCCAGACACCUUAAAGCCAUUUACGACUGCAAUGCAACAAGAGUUUGUAUGCUUGCAACUUCCUGUUCUGCACCUAAAUAUGUUGGAGAUUCUUGCAGCAGUUAUUAAGGGUUUACGCAGUCAGCUUUUACCUCAUGCAGCAGGCAUUAUGUGGCUGUUAAUGAAAUUUCUUAAAACAUGCUGCAUACCGGAGCUAAGAACUAAGGCUUACUCAAUCAUUAAAGAUUUAUUGAUCUCCAUGGGUGCUGGAAUGACAUUGUACAUCUCUGAGGAAGUCAUCGACAAUAUAUCUGUUGAUUUGAAGUUUGCUGAUUCUAACUAUGGUGGUUCCCCUUUGGAUGAGCCGUCAAUUGUUAAACCAUCUCAACAGUCUCGACAGAAGAAGAGAAAGCACGGAGCUUCAACUGGACCUUCAGAUGAAGAGCAGGCUUCAUUAUGCUCGGAAUCUAAAGACAGCCAGUCAUCAAUUGCUUUGAAAAUAGCUGCAAUAGAAACCCUGGAGGCUCUUCUAGUGAUGGGUGGUGCUUUGAGUUGUGAUAGCUGGCGUAGGAGAAUGGAUGAUCUUAUGAUAGAAGUUGCGACAAAUGCUUGUAAAGGGGGAUGGACCCAUUUUGAAAAGCAUUUCCAUUGUAUGGACACAAGGGUAAAUUGGGAGGAUUUCCAGCUCGUGGCAUUGCGUGCUCUUUUGGCUUCUAUUCUUUCCCCUGCUGGUUAUCGACCACCAUAUCUAUCCAAGGGCCUUUCGCUUUUCCUUAAAGGUAAGCAAAAUUCUGGAACCAAGGUUGCAGAAUUUUGUUCUCAAGCUCUUGUCUCUUUGGAAGUGCUUAUACAUCCUAGAGCACUUCCUCUGAUAGAUACCCAACUGCCAAAUAGCAAUAGCUACUCUUUUGGAAGGACAGAUUAUGGUGAUCCUAAAAACAAGCCACCUCAAAAGGAUGGCAAUUUGAGCACUGGCCACGACAGUUUGUGUGUUGUUUAUGACUAUCUAAAAGAUAAAUACAAGGAAGAAAGUCCUGAUACAGAAGUUCCUGCGUUUGAAACUCUCAAAGUUGUUUCUGGGGAUCAAAAUUACGAAGAGCCUAAUGUUGUCAAUGGUUUACUUGACAUUGCGAUGCCAAUGGAAACAGACGAAGUCUCAAAACCAGCUAACCUUGUCAGUAAAAUAGAAUCAAGUGUAAUGGUGGAUGUGCAACAUCAUGAAGAGUGUAAUAAAGCAUCUGUUUCCUGCGAUGAGACUGUUGUUUUACUAAUAAGCAGUUCACCGUCUGUUAAGAAGGGGAUUGAGAACAAUGUAUCAGAUGCUAAGGGCAUUUCUUCGACAACAGGAGUAGAUAAUGUAGCUAAUGCUCAUUUGGAUUACAACACAUUUAAGAUGGCAAUGAUAGACGAGGAAGAUGAGUUAUCCGAUUCAUUUCCUGAUAUCGUAGAUGCAGAUCCAGAUUCAGAUUCUGAGUAGAAAAUAUAUAGGAGAAGUAAAGCUCGUUUUCUGUUAGACAUUUGUUUAUGAAAUUAUUUUGAAAACUAUAUGUAUUUUUUGGUGCGAAGAAAAUGAGAUGUACGGAUUUCCCUUUAUUUAUUUCACGGCCCGUUUUAUU
Messenger RNA from Spinacia oleracea (spinach), 2749 nucleotides. RefSeq lists its product as uncharacterized. The coding region runs from base 82 to 2610 and encodes 842 amino acids. NCBI's taxonomy places the organism in Eukaryota, Viridiplantae, Streptophyta, Magnoliopsida, Caryophyllales, Amaranthaceae. The record is from RefSeq and is a predicted model, not a curated record. The transcript has 13 exons. Gene Ontology annotation, cellular component: nucleus. Gene Ontology annotation, biological process: rRNA processing.